GCAUCAAACGAGCGCAACAGUGGGAGAGAUCGGGUUCGGAUCACACAAGACGAAACUUCCAGGGCUCCAUGUUUGCGAAGGUCCGUUUCGGGAUCAUGUCGUUGGACUUCUCCUGUAGUCACACAGGAGUUCGUGCAUGUGCAGGUAUUCGGAUUAUGGAAGGACGCAAGUAAGUAAAGACUUUUUCAGCGCUUUGUCCAGGACGCGGCUGAAGCUUUGAUGUGCAUGCUGAUCGGAGAUCAGAUUACAGGCAUCAGAUCGUAGCCAUCCCUUUGCCUUUGAUCUGGGCUGUUUAGUGUUGUGCUGGACUCGGGACGGGUUCAGACCUCAGCAGUGAGCACACUGGAUCACAUCCUGUGAAGGGCUUGAGGCUUUACAUAUCUAUAAGACGGAGUGGGACUGUCAUACUCGUGUAUGUGGAAAGACCUUUCAAUAUGCUCCGGGCGGUGAUUCUCUGCGGGUUUCCACUUCAAAGGAUACUUGUCUUUGCAUUUUGUGCAAUGUUUGCAGUAAGAGCCGAGGAGAGAAGAGGUUGCAGGGAACAGGAAUACAAGGAUACGUUUGGAAACUGCGUUCCCUGUCGGCAAUGUGAUGCUGGACAAGAGUUGUCAAAGGAAUGUGGCUUUGGCUAUGGAGAGGAUGCCCAAUGUGUGCCCUGCAGAGCCAGUCGCUUCAAAGAGGACCGCAGCCUGCAGAAAUGCAAACCCUGUCUAGACUGUUCACUUCUCAACCGCUUCCAGAAGGGCAACUGCUCCAUCACAAACAACGCUGUGUGCGGAGACUGCUUGCCCGGAUUUUACAGGAAGACAAAGUUAAGUGGAUUUCAGGAUAUGGAGUGUAUACCUUGUGGAGACCCACCACCACCAUAUGAACCGCACUGCAGUGGGCGAGUGAAUCUGGUGCCUCUGCAGUCCACAGUGACCAGCCCGCGGGACAUGGCUUUAGCUGCGGUCAUCUGCAGCGCUCUGGCCACAGUCAUCCUGGCUCUUUUCAUCCUCUGUGUCAUCUAUUGUAAGAGACAGCUGCUGGAGAAAAAACCUGUGUCUUUGAGGUCUCAUGAGGGUCCGUAUGUGGGGUCGGAGUUGUCUUGUCUGGAUCGGAGAGUUCUGGAAUUCUCCCAGCGGCCUUGUUGUCACUGUCAUCACAGUUCAGGACAGACCUGCGGUCCUGUACACCUGAUUCCCUCAAUGUGCUCUGAUGACACCUGGAGCCAGGGCUGUGCUCGAGAACGGGACUCCUUUCAUUCUCAAAGCAGUCUCAAUGAAGGACUGGUGAAUGCAUCACUGGGAACCAGUCAACCAGAUCUGGAAUGCACACCUGACCAUCUCUCAGACGCAUGGCCACUCGUACAGAGCAGCACAACCACGGACCAUCUCCAGUCCAGCUCACAGAGACGUUCCUCCUGUGAAGAAAGAGAGGAACGAGACCUGCAAAGCUCAGGUCAGGCGUCAAAAGAUCCCGAGGACGGGUCAAACAGUCGGCUUCUAUCACAGACAACUGCCGUCCACAACUGAAGGAUGACCUAGCUUUAUCUCGCCUGCCGCUGGUCUCCCAGAGAGACGCUCUGGAGGUAAAAAGAGCAAAGGAAGAUCCCAACUGCGAUUACAUCGGGCCACACACACACACACGUUUUUCAACAGCUCACAGUUUAAAGAGACU
This is a messenger RNA of Triplophysa rosa, 1659 nucleotides long. It is a transcript of the gene tnfrsf19, whose product is annotated as tumor necrosis factor receptor superfamily, member 19. The transcript is spliced from 10 exons. Gene Ontology annotation, molecular function: signaling receptor activity; protein binding. Gene Ontology annotation, cellular component: plasma membrane. Bases 435 to 1514 code for a protein of 359 amino acids. The record is from RefSeq and is a predicted model, not a curated record. Lineage: Eukaryota; Metazoa; Chordata; Actinopteri; Cypriniformes; Nemacheilidae. Gene Ontology annotation, biological process: positive regulation of JNK cascade; positive regulation of canonical NF-kappaB signal transduction.